AUGGAGCCGAACAUACAUUCCGAAAAAAAUAUCACCUGCGAUCUGCAAGGGAAUUUGUCGACCGCAAUAUUCUUAACACUCAUUAUAACUACUGCGCUAUCCGCCACAGUGGGGAACAUACUCAUCUGUAUGGCUGUGUAUAAAACCAAGACUCUAAGAACACCCGCCAACUAUCUUCUUGUCAGCCUCUCUGUAGCAAGCCUUUUGUUUGUUCCCGUGUUGGGGGGUUACUCGUUCUCUCUCACCAUCAAAGAAUGCGAUCCGAGGGCUAAAACUCUGUGCACGUGGUCUUCGAAAAUGGAUUGGAUUUUAUUCUGUGUUGUUAUGCUUCACUUGCUGUUUAUAUCGUUGGAUCGACUGUUGGCCAUAAAACUACCAAUGAGAUACCCAGUGUUGGUGACCACAAAACGCACGUUCAUAACAAUAACUGUCCUGUGGAUCAUUGGCAUUGUGGAAGGCUUUUUGCCAAACAUUAUGAGGGAAAUUAAAGGAGAAGACGCCCGCGCUCUUCUGGAGCUGAUAUAUGGUUGUCUUCGAAAUAACCUUAUCCCAGACGAAAGCGACUUACAACCCAUAAUCCCUCACUUCCUAAUUCUUAUAACAGUUGGUAUCUUACUGCCCAGCGGUAUCAUGCUGAUUUCACAUGCGUGGAUUUUCAUAAUCUCCUUUAAACAAUACAGACAGAUAAGAACACUGGAGGACGCUUUCUCGCAGAGGCGUGUCACUGAAAUGCGCGCCGCUAAGACGGUAUCUGUCAUCGUGUUUUCAGCGUUGGCUUGUUUCGCACCUGUGCUCGCUGUGACUCUCAUCACAACAUUUGAGCCGCCCAGCGGUAACCUACUGAACGCAAGUAAAGCGAUUGUGAAGUACAGUCUCUUUCCGAGCCUUAAAACUCUGUACUUAUUAGCAAUAAGCUUCCACCCUUUGAUUUACGCAUUGAAAAGUGAGCCUUUCAAGGUGGCAUUCAAGAGGAUGCUUCGGCCUUGCUGGACAAACUGCCGUCCAAAGCCCCCUCGGAACGUUCAUAAUGGAGAGCUUACAGUUUGA
Messenger RNA from Pocillopora verrucosa, 1047 nucleotides. RefSeq names its product adenosine receptor A2b-like. Lineage: Eukaryota; Metazoa; Cnidaria; Anthozoa; Scleractinia; Pocilloporidae. Gene Ontology annotation, biological process: G protein-coupled receptor signaling pathway. Gene Ontology annotation, cellular component: plasma membrane. Gene Ontology annotation, molecular function: G protein-coupled receptor activity. The record is from RefSeq and is a predicted model, not a curated record.